UCGUUUCUCUCUUGCUCUUUCGCCUGCUCAGUGUCGCGGGCGGCGGGAGCGCGGCCCGCAGGCCCGACAUCCUGGACCGCAGGAUGUUGCUUGUCUUUGAACCUCAUCAGUUUGAUUUUGGAUUUUUUUUUCUUACAAAAUAGAACACUGUGGGUUCAAAAGAGCAUUAUUUUGAAGCUCAGCCCCUCACUUGUGUCUUUUUCUUGGAUCAAGUCUUGAGAAAGAGGCUUACAAUAACAGCAUUAAAAGAAAAGGCAGAUUCCAGUGGCUAUUGGAUUCUUACUUAAAAUGGAAGUUGACAUUAAUGGAGAGGCCAGAUCUAUGCUAGCCACUCUCCCGUUGCCUAUCGCUGAAGUGAGUGCUACAGGCAAAACAGACACUGAGAAACCUCGCUGCUCCAGCACCCCAUGCUCACCAAUGCGCCAGACUGUUUCAGGUUACCAGAUCCUCCACAUGGAUUCUAACUACUUGGUUGGCUUCACAACUGGGGAGGAGCUCCUGAAAUUAGCCCAAAAGUGCACUGUAGAAGAAGAGAAUAAAGUUGAAGCGGUAGGGCCUACUUUGCGCCCCAAACAGCUUGAUUCAGGACUUUCCCGUUCUUCCCGAGUGUGCAAAGCUAGAAGCAGGUAUUACCAGCCUUAUGAGAUCCCAGCGAUCAAUGGCCGUAGAAGGCGACGGAUGCCCAGCUCAGGGGAUAAAUGCAGCAAGCCACUACCUUAUGAACCAUACAAGGCAUUUCAUGGUCCUUUGCCUCUCUGCCUUUUCAAAGGUAAAAGAGCUCACUCAAAAUCCCUAGACUACCUCAAUUUAGACAGAAUGAACAUCAAGGAACCAGCUGAUACAGAAGUGCUUCAGUAUCAGCUCCAGCACCUCACCCUGAGAGGGGACCGUAUGUUUGCUAGGAACAACACAUGAACAUAAAUCAUCCUUAAUUCUUCACUGCAUCAAGAUUGUCUAUACAAUGUAGACAGCCAUGCACUUGGUACCUGGUUGGAUCAGAAAAGUGUUAUUAGACCAUAACAUAGGAAGAUGAGGUGCAUGUGUAUGUGUGUGUGUGUGUGUGUGUGUAUGCACGUGCGUGUGUGCAGAAACAACAUGGAAGGAGUUAUUGAAAAAUUCUGACAAAUUUCUUUGGAAUACUGUAACAAAACAAAAAGUUUUGCACAUGGAUACCUGAAAUUUAUGGCAAUUUAACACUCAAAAAUUGAUGUAAUGUGAAUUGUGUUUCUGACUGAGCUUGCUGUAAGAAAUUACUCAUGGAUAAGCACUGAAAUACAUUACUUAAUAUUAAUCAUAUGUGCAUAUGCAAUGAGUUUUGCAUUAUAGGACAAAAUGUUUCACUAAAACCAUAUGUUCUUUAAAAUAACCCAGUUUACACUCACUGUAGCUGGUUUUGCACUGGGAACAAAAGAAAAGAAAAAUUGCUAAUGAAAUUAAGCCUCAGUACUUACAUUACUACAGCUGACUUUUUUUUAAUGUAUAAUUGAAUUACUAUUUGCAUUUCAAACUAAUUUCAGUGUAAUU
This is a messenger RNA of Python bivittatus (Burmese python), 1524 nucleotides long. It is a transcript of the gene MACIR, whose product is annotated as macrophage immunometabolism regulator. Gene Ontology annotation, biological process: negative regulation of fibroblast migration; negative regulation of cytokine production involved in inflammatory response. The record is from RefSeq and is a predicted model, not a curated record. Gene Ontology annotation, molecular function: nucleic acid binding; zinc ion binding. Lineage: Eukaryota; Metazoa; Chordata; Lepidosauria; Squamata; Pythonidae.